Strongylus vulgaris is the source of this 462-nucleotide messenger RNA. NCBI's taxonomy places the organism in Eukaryota, Metazoa, Nematoda, Chromadorea, Rhabditida, Strongylidae. The record is from the annotation of a GenBank genome assembly.
AUGUUUUCUGAAGAAACCUUCCCUUUUCUCUCAGCCUUUUUCCAUUUCAAGUGCUACGGAACUCCGACAUCUACGCUGCAGCAAUCGUUGGAUCUUUCGUCGAAAGUAUUGAAUCUUGUCGUGGGAAAGUUUCCCCUUCUGAGAGGAAUUGUGAAUAAAUUGAAACAGGGUAUCCAGAAUGUGCGAAAUAUUCAAAUCAAAGACGAGGAAAUAGCUUCACUCGAACCGAAAAUGUUGGAGCUAAUGCCGAGAGUGUCAAAAGUGGUCAAUAAUCCUUCACUGCUCAACCGUGUUGGUUUGAAAGGAUCCUUAGCAAUUCUAAGCGGAUUCAAUAAGCUUGGGGCUAUUCUACCUGCAGACGAACGUGCAUUCAAGGCAAAGGUCAAAGCUAAAGGUGUUACUGCCAUCAUAGCUCCAGCUAUAUCGGAAAUCAGCCGUCUUGAAAACACUUUAGGCCUAUGA